Molecule: messenger RNA, 414 nt
Organism: Sipha flava (yellow sugarcane aphid)
Lineage: Eukaryota; Metazoa; Arthropoda; Insecta; Hemiptera; Aphididae
Exons: 1
Coding region: 1-414 (137 amino acids)
Source: RefSeq, a predicted model, not a curated record
AUGUGUAAUAAAAACGAAAAUAGUUAUUCCGAAGUACUAAAUCAAAUUAAUAUACUCAAAUCAAAUUUACGACCAAAAGCUAUUGUGAUAGAUUUCGAACAAGCAUUUAUAAAAUCAUUUAAAGAAUUAUAUACUGAUGUUAAAAUACAUGGAUGUUUUUUUCAUUUUACCCAGUGCUUAUGGCGAAAAUUGCAAUCGUGUGGAUUAAAGAACAGGUAUUCCACAGACGCAAUAUUUGCCCACGAAAUAAAAAAAUUAUCGGCUCUUGCUUUUGUACCUGUUGAUAAUGUUAUUUCUGCAUUUGAAGAACUAAUUAACUCCAACUACUACGUAGACAAUGAAGAAGAAUUACGAACAUUUGUUGAUUAUUUUGAGGACACGUGGAUUGGGAGACCAACACGUGGUGGUAGGUGA